AUUUUCGCCAAGCUUAGUCGUUUUCUCCAUCUCUACCACCUUUCUUCAAUUGCGUUGGUAGACCAGAACACAGGGAAUUCUCCUGAAGCCUUUUCGGCCGAAGUAGAUUCCGAAUGCUCAUAGAUCUAUUAGCUACUCGGGCCUUCAAUUUGUUCUGUUUUACUCUCAAUUUUGUUCGCAUAUACAUCACAUGUACGUAUACAGAAGAAAUUGAGAUGUGUGCCGGGAACAAAUUAUGGUUAUUCACAAAGAAGUCCAUAACUGGAGCUUUGAUUGGUAUAACAGUGUCUGAUCGAUAUGCAAGCAUUGCUACUAUAAGAGGCAGUUCUAUGCAUCCAACAUUUUCAGCUUCUGAAGUUGGUUUGUCUGGACUUCUUAAAGCUGAUAUUGUACUAGUUGAAAAAUUCUGCCUGGAAAAAUAUGAAUUCUCACGUGGGGACGUUAUCAUUUUCAAAUCUCCAACUAACCACAGGCAGACUUUUGCUAAAAGAUUAAUUGCAUUGCCUGGUGACUGGGUGCAAAUUCCAGAGUCUUCUGAUGUUUUUACAAUCCCGGAAGGUCAUUGUUGGGUUGAAGGUGAUAAUGCUGCGCAUAGUUUUGAUUCACGAUCUUUUGGCUCUGUUCCCUUAGGGUUGAUUCAAGGGAGGGUAACUCAUGUUAUAUGGCCACCCCAGAGAAUAAGCAAAGUGGAAAGAAAGACGGCAUCGGAGAGAUGUUCACCACAAUGAUUUGCUUUGAUAUGAAAAUUCUAACCAUUUCCAGUUAUAUUUGGAUCGUUGGCAAAGCUGUUGUACGUUUGGUUCACUCAUUCAUCAACAAUUUUCGCAAAUAAUGGGAUUUUUUUGUACCUUUUCCUUUUCUAACAAUCUUACAAGAUCCAUUUUCCAUGAUUUUCGUAGGGAACUUACUUUUCUGUCACGUUUUUUGUUACUCUAAAACUGUACUGGGGUGGACACUCCCCAUUCCCAAGUCAUGUGUGGGAAAUGAUAUAUUUUUUUUUCUAUGAUUGUUAAAAUCAAAAUAAAAAUUAUAUGUGAGCAUAAA
Molecule: messenger RNA, 1044 nt
Organism: Zingiber officinale
Lineage: Eukaryota; Viridiplantae; Streptophyta; Magnoliopsida; Zingiberales; Zingiberaceae
Product: mitochondrial inner membrane protease subunit 2-like
Exons: 5
Coding region: 114-728 (204 amino acids)
Biological process (GO): mitochondrial respiratory chain complex assembly
Cellular component (GO): membrane; mitochondrial inner membrane peptidase complex
Molecular function (GO): serine-type endopeptidase activity
Source: RefSeq, a predicted model, not a curated record